Colletotrichum spaethianum is the source of this 579-nucleotide messenger RNA. RefSeq lists its product as uncharacterized. Lineage: Eukaryota; Fungi; Ascomycota; Sordariomycetes; Glomerellales; Glomerellaceae. Bases 1 to 579 code for a protein of 192 amino acids. The record is from RefSeq and is a predicted model, not a curated record. The transcript has 2 exons.
AUGGUCCGCUUCGCCCCCGUCCUCCUUUCCCUAGCCACCGCCGCCUCCGCCCUCCGCAUCAACUCCGUCUCCCACAGCGGUCCGGCUUGCCCUCAGGACGCCAGAGUGACCUGGUCCGGCGGCCUCGACGACCUCACCAUCACGCUGUCCGACUUCAGCGAGACUCUGGCGGCGGGCCAGAUGACGAGCUGCCAGGUCCACCUGCUGGUCGACGGCGGCGAGGCCGGGCGAGCGCUGGUCCUGCAGGACGUCGUCGUCCGCGGCGGGCUGUACCUCAGCUCUAACGCCAAGGUGGACUUUUACACGACGGCAUAUUGGUCCGAGGCGGCUUCUGACACGGUUACCAAGUCCACGAGCACCUCGUCGGGCGCCGGCGCCGUUGCGCGGAACGUGGCUGUGGCCCAACGCGUGGAUACGGCGUCGACUUGCGUUGGCGGUGACGGGUACGUGGGGAUCCUCAACGUCACGUUCCGCAUCAUCUCGCAGGCUGGCAGCCGGGUUGUCUUUGGUAGGGAGCGCAAGGACGGCGGGACGUCUCCUGUCACGGAGGCGCUCACGUUCAAGUGGCAGGGCUGUUGA